Cucurbitaria berberidis CBS 394.84 is the source of this 1230-nucleotide messenger RNA. RefSeq names its product alpha/beta-hydrolase. Gene Ontology annotation, molecular function: hydrolase activity. The record is from RefSeq and is a predicted model, not a curated record. Bases 1 to 1044 code for a protein of 347 amino acids. Lineage: Eukaryota; Fungi; Ascomycota; Dothideomycetes; Pleosporales; Cucurbitariaceae. The transcript is spliced from 2 exons.
AUGCCAUCCUCAGCUUCACAAGGCAACCUUCCACCGCUGCCAUUACCACCAGGCAUACACGAAAACUAUGUGCAUUGCCACUCAAACGGUCUCACAUUCCACAUACUCGAGGCUGGAUAUACAUCACAGCGUAAUAAGCCUCUUGUCAUCCUCUGCCAUGGAUUUCCAGAGCUUGCCUUCUCUUGGAGAAAGGUGAUGCUCCCUCUUGCCGAGGCGGGCUACUACGUUGUCGCAUUUGACCAGCGAGGAUAUGGACGAACCACUGGCUGGGACAACUCGUCAUUCAUCAACACCAACAUGGCUCAAUUUGCUCUGACGAAUGUUGUCCGGGAUGUCGUCACGCUGGUCAAUGCGCUGGGCUAUCGAGAAGUCGAAUGCAUCGUGGGCCACGACUUUGGGGCAGUAACGGCCAGCAGGAGCGCCUUGAUGCGUCCAGACCUGUUCAAAAGCGUCGUUAUGAUGAGCCAUCCCUUCAAAAAAGCGCCUGCGACCCUCCCCUUCAACAUAGCUCACGGCCUUCAUGACUUUUUAAGAGGCUAUCUUCACGUCAAGUCUGCGGCCUGGAAAGAAAAUACCCCAUACCCUCUCAAGGCCUGGACGGCCGACGAGGUCGCAAAGAUGCCCUACUACUAUGUUCUGCCCCUCAACAAGACAAUGCCUGACACCAUUGCUGAUAUGAUGGCAACGGAAGACGCUUCUGCAACCAAACGCUGGAUGUCCGACGAAGACCUCGCAGUCUACGUACAAGAAUGGUCAAGGACUGGCUUCCAAGGCGGACUCAACUACUAUCGCACCACCACCGAUCCAGCGCUGAUGAAAGAUCUAGAGCUGUUCGCUGGCAAGAAGAUCGAGUGCCCGAGUACUUUUAUUUCAGGUGCUCAGGACUGGGGCAAUUAUCAGCAACCCGGGGCUAUAGAAGCGUUCCCAGAGUCUUGUUCUGACUUUCGUGGAAUCAAGUUCAUCGAUGGCGCGGGGCAUUGGCCUCAGCAGGAGCAGCCAGAGAGGGUUGUAGAAGAGAUCUUGGGGUUUCUCAAGGGGCUGUGAGGAGACUGCAAGAUUCGGUUUCGAUAGUUUCUCUCAAAUAUCCCAAGUCAGGCUACCACUUCCCUCAUCAGAACGAACGGUAGUCGCCAGCAUCCUACAGGAAGGCGUAAUUCUAUAAUCUUCCAUCUCCCAUAAUACUCCAGAGAAGAACUAGAAGCAGCAUAUCCAAGUACCUUGAACCCUGAC